AUGUUCAAGAAGUUGAAAGAGAAAGUCAAGGGAGAGAAUAAUGGGGCUCAACAGCAUGUUUCCGGGGGGCGCACGCAACAACAACUACAUCCUAACAACCCGUAUUACUCAUCUUCGCAACAAUACACCGCAUCUACAGAGAAGUAUCAGGCGCCCUCAGGUCCACCCCCCGGUAAGUCCUCGUCAAAAUCAGAGUACCAUGCACCUCCAGGGCCGCCUCCAGCACAUGCUGCAAACUCGACCUAUGCGCCUCCACCAGGUCCACCAUCUGCACACUACCCUGAUGAAGCACCACCCAGCUACGAAGCGCCAGUGCGACAUAACUGGCAAGUGAUUCCAGACACUGCGCUUCUACCACCGCCGCCAUCGAUCGGAUACGAGAGCUCACCAACGGCUAACUCGACUACGGACGAAGGCGAACGAGCAUACAACUGGUGUAAUGCGAAUCCUCUUUGGCCGCCGUACAACAUCGAGCCGUCAACUCAUGCAGCUAUCCAGAACGCGCAGCUUGCUCUCUUGCGCGCGCCGAGUCUUGUCGGAGACAUCAUGCCACAGCCGCAAGCUGGGCACUGGAAAGUUCGCACCAAAGCCAACUGCCGCGACUCCAGCAUAUUGACGAACCUGCCGAUGUAUUCCGCUCUCGUCGAUACACCGCUGUGCACUCAACAACCGAAGACGAUCUACUUCGAACUCAGAGUGACUGGUAUUGGUCGAGGCGGAUUUUCUCUCGAGCAGGCAGAUGCAGGUAUUGCAGUUGGUUUCAUUGCACCGCCGUACCCUACUUUCCGACUUCCUGGCUGGCAGCGUGGUGGCCUCGGUGUGCAUGGCGACGACGGCCGAAGAUAUGUCAAUGAUACUUGGGGUGGUGUUGACUUCACGACCGCCUUCGCGCCGGGCGACACCGUUGGCAUUGGCAUGACAUUCGCAAUCCCAAAGAACCCACCAAGCUAUGAGACAGGGCAGCAAGGAAGGCUGAUGGACAUUGAGGUGUUCUUCACGAGAAACGGAAAGAAGGAAGGAUGUUGGGAUGGGAAUGAAGAGCUAGACGCGCGAAGUGAGGGAGGUACCGUAGGCUUGAGGGGCGAUUUUGAUUUGUUCCCCGCCAUUGGGGUGUUCGGUGGUGUUGAUUUCGAAGUCUUCUUCCAUCCUUCUCAGUGGCUCUACCGACCAGCAUAA
Didymella exigua CBS 183.55 is the source of this 1176-nucleotide messenger RNA. RefSeq lists its product as uncharacterized. Bases 1 to 1176 code for a protein of 391 amino acids. Gene Ontology annotation, molecular function: protein binding. The transcript has a single exon. The record is from RefSeq and is a predicted model, not a curated record. Lineage: Eukaryota; Fungi; Ascomycota; Dothideomycetes; Pleosporales; Didymellaceae.